UACUUUUAGUAAAGAUGGGGUUUCACCAUGUUGGCCAAGCUGGCCUCGAACGCCUGACCUCAGGUGAUCCGCCCGCCUCGGCUUCCCAAAGUGCUGGGAUUACAGGCGUGAGCCACCGCGCCGGAUAGACAUCAUUGUCCUUUAAAGAGUCCUCUCUGUUAUCUAGCGAGACACUACUACAAUGGAGAAAAAAGACCCCUCCUUCAAGCCCUGAGAACCUGAAAACUUUGGCGAAAAGUCUGCUCCUGAAGAGACCCAGGAAGGCUUCUGGGAAUCGUAGUUCAAAGGCAUCCCGUCUUCUGCGCAGACUCACAAGUCCCUGUGGACGGAAACCUUGAAGGGUAGUGCCACUCCGUCCUUCCACCGGAAGUGUCCGAUCGGAAUCAGCCUUGUCCGAGAGGUGAGUCCGGGUUUGGGGACCCAGAUGUCCGGCCCAGUGUCCUCCUCCAAACAUCCAGUCCCUCUCAUAUUGCCUUUGAAAUUAGCAGCCUAUGAGUGACCAGACCUUGGACCUCAGAGGAAUGUGGAACCAGCUUCGGCGUUGGGAGGGCAGGAGCGCUCCCGUUUUUUGGCGGUCUCCAUAGUUACCUCCGCCGCGCGUGACGUCAUAGUGGAGCGCUGAGAGGGCGUGGGUGGCGUGGAGGGUAGGGGGGCGUCCUGCUGAUCCUGAAUCUGGGGUCACUGAUUAGUGGAGUGGCCCAGUCCAGCCAGAUGGAACGGGAAGGGGCGCCACGUGUCUCGGAUCUGCAGUUGUCUGCGAAAAGAAACUGCUGCGAGGGCCAUCCCCCGUCUCCUGCUUCCCUUGGGAAGCAUAACCGCCCUUUCGUAGGACAUAUGGGGACAACCCUGGCCUAUCCUGAACUUUGUUGACACGAUGGCUACCAAGUCAAAGAAAGCUGCAGCCCAGAACUCUCCAGAGGAUGAAGGACUUCUGAUACUGAAGAUAGAAGAGGAAGAAUUUAUCCACAGGCAGGACACUUGCUUACAGAGAAGUGAACUCCUCAGGCAGGAGCUCUGCAGGCAGCUUUUUAGGCAGUUCUGCUACCAGGAGUCCCCUGGACCUCGCGAGGCACUGAGCCGACUCCGGGAGCUCUGCUGUCAGUGGUUGAAGCCAGAGAUCCAUACCAAGGAGCAGAUUCUGGAACUGCUGGUACUGGAGCAGUUCCUGACCAUCCUGCCAGGGGAUUUGCAGGCCUGGGUUCAGGAACAUUACCCAGAGAGUGGAGAGGAGGCAGUGACCAUACUGGAAGAUUUGGAGAGAAGCAGUGAUGAAGCAGUACUCCAGGUUCAAGCCCAUGAACAUGGACAAGAAAUAUUCAGGAAAAAGGUGUCACCUCCUGGACCAGCACUUAGUAUCCAGUUACAGCCAGUGGAAACCAAAGCCCAUUUUACUUCAUCAGAACCCCAGCUGUUACAGGACUGUGAUACUGAGAGUGAAAACAGUAGAUCCAUGCCAAAGCUGGAAAUUUUUGAAAAAAUUGAAUCACAGAGAAUUGUAUCUGGAAGAAUCUCAGGAUACGUAUCAGAAGCAUCUGGUGAAUCUCAAGACAUCUGUAGGUCUGCAGGCAAGGUAAAGAGGCAAUGGGAAAAAGAAUCAGGGGAGUCUCAGAAACCAUCAUCUACCCAGGACGGAGAUUUUGGUAAAAUCCUUAGCCACAAAAAUAUAGUCAGAGGUGAAAUAAAAAGCCAUGAUGGAUGUGAGAGGAGAUUAAAUCUGAACUCAAAUGAAUUCACACACCAGAAAUCUUAUAAACAUGGUACCUGUGACCAGAGCUUCAAAUGGAACUCAGAUUUUAUUAACCAUCAAAGAAUUUAUGCUGGAGAAAAAAUUCACCAACGUGGAAAAUCUUUCAAGAGCCAAAAGCUUGCUAAACAUGCAGCAGUUUUCAGUGGAGAGAAAACUCAUAAGUGUAAUGAAUGUGGGAAAGCUUUCAGGCACAGCUCAAAACUUGUUAGGCAUCAGAGAAUCCACACCGGAGAGAGACCCUAUGAAUGUAAUGAAUGUGGCAAAGGCUUUGCAGGGAGCUCAGAUCUUAUUAGACAUCAGCGAAUUCACACUGGGGAAAGACCCUUUGGAUGCAAAGAAUGUGGGAGAGCAUUCAGCCUGAACUCACAUCUUAUCCUGCAUCAGAGAAUUCACACCAGAGAGAAACCCUACGAGUGUAGUGAAUGUGGGAAAACUUUCCGAGUGAGCUCACAUCUUAUUCGACAUUUGAGAAUCCACACUGGAGAAAAACCCUAUGAAUGCAGUGAGUGUGGGAGAGCCUUCAGUCAGAGCUCACACCUUAGUCAGCACCAGAGAAUUCACAGGAGGGAAAACCUAUUAAUGUAAGGAAUUUAAGUUUGUAUGUAAAUGCUGAGGAAAUAGAACAAUGUGAAAAACAUUAAAUAAAAAAUAAAUAUUGGACAAGAUGGAAGACUGAAA
Messenger RNA from Saimiri boliviensis boliviensis (Bolivian squirrel monkey), 2425 nucleotides. The record is from RefSeq and is a predicted model, not a curated record. Lineage: Eukaryota; Metazoa; Chordata; Mammalia; Primates; Cebidae.